Messenger RNA from Nezara viridula (southern green stink bug), 387 nucleotides. The record is from the annotation of a GenBank genome assembly. Lineage: Eukaryota; Metazoa; Arthropoda; Insecta; Hemiptera; Pentatomidae.
AUGCCUGGAAUCGCUGGGGCACAGUUGCCUGAACCCAAAGCCAGCUGGCGCAACCCACCGCCGCAAUGUUUGGCGUCACCAACACCGGUCUGUUUGCGCAGCGCUCCGGUUGUUGAAAGCGGACCUCUGACCAAUGUGACCAGAAACUGGAGGAACCGAGUUGUGGACCUCGAGGAGCUAAGUGGUGUGGAAGAUCCAAGCCCUGCAAAGACUGUAGUGCCCAUUGAAGAAGAAGAAAGUUUCAAAAUGCGUAACCAUUUAAUUAUUAUAAUGGCACAACAGUUCUGUAAGAAGCCUCCGAAGAAGAAGCCGAGCCUCCUCCACUAUAUAAAACCAGCCUGCAAGAUCCUGUACCUCCUCCCAUCUUCUAACACCCAGUCUCUUUAG